AGCGGCCCAAAAAGGGAAAGGAAAAAUAAUAAUUUGGAAACGGCUUUCAAAGCCGAACUGCACGUCAGGACUCUGGUCCCUCACAGAGAUUCGACUGUUCAGAGCUUGUGAAGAAGACGAGAGAGCGAGCAAAAUUUGUUUCUGCAUUCUUCAAGCCUCCGAAUCGCCACCAUUUUCUUUCUCCUUCUCAAGGGAGGAAGCCAUCUUGGCAAUGGAUUCCGUGUUCGUUAGAGCCUACCGAAGUCAUUUUACUCUUGCCGCAGUAGGUGGGGUUGGAAACGGGUGGACGAAUCGUGGCGUUAACAAUGUUUGGCUUCCAAGUCCAAGGCCUGGAGCGUUGAAGAUUUCUAAAAGGCACUGUUGUGUGGAAUCUGAAUAUGAAUCGCAUCAUUUUGAAUGUGUUUUCAGAAGACAUCAGGAAAGACACACCUCCUAUCAGAAAAAAGACAACAGAAUCCAAGUUAGAAAAGCAGCCUCUAAUCAGCCUUUUGAAACCGAAUCCGGAGCCUUAAGUUCCAAAAAUUAUGGUGACUCUAUAAGGAGUUUUUUGGAUGCUUUCUACAGGUUUUCACGGCCGCACACAGUAAUUGGUACAGCAUUGAGCAUUGUAUCAGUUUCUCUACUAGCAGUUGAGAAACUAUCCGACUUGUCACCAUUAUUUUUAACUGGAGUGUUGGAGGCUAUAGUUGCGGCCCUCUUUAUGAAUAUUUACAUUGUAGGUCUGAAUCAAUUAUUUGACAUUGAAAUAGACAAGAUUAACAAGCCAUAUCUUCCAUUAGCAUCAGGAGAAUAUUCUUUUGGAACAGGCGUUGCAAUUGUCUCCACGUUUUCCAUUAUGAGUUUUUGGCUAGGAUGGGUUGUUCGUUCAUGGCCAUUGUUUUGGGCUCUUUUCGUCAGCUUUUUUCUUGGGACUGCUUAUUCCAUCGAUCUGCCACUAUUGAGGUGGAAGAGAUUUGCUGUGGUUGCUGCUAUGUGCAUUCUAGCUGUUCGAGCCGUGAUUGUUCAACUUGCUUUUUUCCUACACAUGCAGACUCACGUGUUCCAGAGACCUCCGGUUUUUUCACGUUCUCUGAUCUUUGCAACUGCAUUUAUGAGUUUCUUCUCGGUCGUUAUAGCAUUAUUUAAGGAUAUACCAGAUAUUGAUGGAGAUAAGAUAUUCGGCAUUCGUUCCUUUUCCGUGCGUCUAGGGCAAAAGCGGGUGUUUUGGAGUUGUAUUUCCUUACUUGAAGUAGCAUAUAGUGCUGCUGUUUUAGUGGGAGUUGCAUCUUCCUCCCCGUGGAGUAAAUGGCUAACGGUUUUGGGACACGUCACUUUGGCAUCAAUUCUUUGGAUUCGUGCCAAAUCAGUUGAUCUGAAGAGCAAAGCUGCCAUAACAUCCUUCUACAUGUUUAUAUGGAAGCUCUUUUAUGCUGAGUAUUUGCUGAUACCCUUUGUUAGGUGAGGGGCUGAGCAAGAAUGUAAUUAGGCAGUGUGUAUUGUACAAACUCCUAGAUAGAAUUAUUGUGUUAGUUUGAUGGAGAAAUAUGUUUCUUUCAAAUUCCUUUAUUUUUGAAAUUGUAGCCUUUUGAAACUCCAUUCCUUUUGUACUAUAUAGACCAUACAAUCAUUAAUGCAGGUACACAAAUUACAUAUCUAGGUUACAAUAAUGAUAACAAAACAAUCAGAAUCAUUUGAAA
Messenger RNA from Benincasa hispida (wax gourd), 1676 nucleotides. It is a transcript of the gene HPT1, whose product is annotated as homogentisate phytyltransferase 1. Gene Ontology annotation, cellular component: membrane. Gene Ontology annotation, molecular function: prenyltransferase activity. The record is from RefSeq and is a predicted model, not a curated record. NCBI's taxonomy places the organism in Eukaryota, Viridiplantae, Streptophyta, Magnoliopsida, Cucurbitales, Cucurbitaceae.